Molecule: messenger RNA, 2191 nt
Organism: Schizophyllum commune H4-8
Lineage: Eukaryota; Fungi; Basidiomycota; Agaricomycetes; Agaricales; Schizophyllaceae
Exons: 3
Coding region: 57-1946 (629 amino acids)
Source: RefSeq, a predicted model, not a curated record
UUCUGGACUCGCGAUUGCUCUUCUCGAGUGCGGAACUCGCUUUUGGUCAAAGUAUCAUGAAUCUGUUCAAACAAUUCAGGCGCUGGUCUCGUCGACUUGUGGCCAAGAAACGCCCCCAAUCUGACCCUACAGGAUAUCGCCAUCGUUCAACUCCAGCUGGUCAGCAACUCGCCAGAGAUCGCCCAACGUCCCUUCCGAUCCUUGCCUUUCAGAACUCGUCGUCUACUGAACCUUCGGUUUCACCUUCGUUUCUCCUGUCUCUACCCCCUCAGGCCUCUACUGCGCUGACGGCGAACAGCUCCACUUCUGGGCCUGUUGCGAGUCUCUUAGAACCGACGCUUUCAGUCCCUUCAGCCGAUUCAGGCAUAUCCAAAGGUCCUGGUGGGCUGGUUGAGCCUGGGAACUCUACAUCGCUGCACAAGCGUAUGCCUAGACUCGAAAAUUCCGCUCCGUCUGCACACUCUUCACUGGCGCCUCCGGUCACUCAGGACGCGUACAACGACCUACGCCGCCGCCUCACGUCCCUCGAAGCGGAGAACAAAGUACUCGAGAACAACCGCCAAGCAUUCAGCAACGCCAUCGAGAAUCUAGAGCGCGCUAAGCUCGAGCAGACGGCUGAACAGCAACAGGAGUGCGCCGGGAUCGACCUGCGCAUCGACUUCGGCAGGCGACAAAUCGAGAUUUUCGAGAAGCGCGAAGCUGCCCUCCGUGCUCUGUGCGAACGCAUGCUCCGUCUCACUGGCUACGACCCCAUCCUCCUCAGCGCCUAUGACACCGUUGACAACGUCAACCUCGACCCCGAAGUAGUACUGGCGACCCAUAUCCAGAUCGCCAUUCAGAACGGGCUCGACAUGUGGCACAAGAUCCUGCCUCCAGUCACUGGCGCGCGGCUCACCGACGACUUCCGCGCUGUCGACAGGCUCAAGCGGCAGUCUCUCACCGAGGCGGAGCAGGACUACAAGAUGAUGAAGCUCUGGCGCGAGAUCGCGAAGGAAAGCGGCGACCGGUCUGUCACUCCGUCCGUUUCCAACGUCUCGUCGCUUGGCGCUAUGCCACUCAGCGCCUCCCGCCAGUUCGCCGUCAACGACCUUCUCGACCGGUACCGCGAUGGGAGUAUGCCCCCUCGACGGUUCAGUGACCUGGAUGCGUCCGCCGUUGUGGAGCUACAUUCUCAGGGCAUGAGCUCUUCUGAGUCGUCCGACACGAUUCGGCCCGGAGAGAUGGUUGCAGAUCACCCCCCUCGUGACGAUGACACCCAUAGUGCGUCUCCAGAUGACCUAACGACCGACUCGGCUGGUGAUCCUGAGAGCGGCAAUUCAGUUCCACCGGAUGCAACAAUAUCGUCCUCCUUGAGCUCCCUUCCUUCCGACUCGCAGCUUUAUCGGCCUGAAAGUUUCCUGACUACUCAAUCUACGCGUCGAGACACUGUCUACGAAGAUGACGACCCUGCUGCGACGCCAAAGCCUCUCGCGUUCGACCCGAUCACGGCUCUGGACUGGCCUAUUUCCAUCGACGCCAUUCAGGGCAUCCUCUCCUCAGAGGGUUCCCUGCCUUUCCUCGACAUUAUCGACGGCGCGACGAACGCUAUUGUCGCGGCCCCCAGCCACGACGGCGACGCAGCGCCUACGACGUAUCCUAUCGCCAUGAAGUCAUCGUCAUCUCGCCGUUCGUCAGCCUCCGCUUCCUCUACGAGGCGACGCCGCACCUCGGUCACCUUCGCCACCGAUGCGGCAUCGAGGCCAGCUCCUCAGAUGCCUCCCAAGCGCCGGACUAGCAGACCGCGCGUCAGUGCGCCUAUGCUGCCGCCCGAUUACAGCGCUGUGCCUCCACCGCUUCCGGAAACGAAGGCGACAGCGACGCUCUCACGCCCUACGUCUAUCCUUCGGAUGCCGCACACGGUGGAAGGGAGUGCGUCCUUCGAGAGCAAUAUGGCAAGCCUUGGCUGAGACGCCGGGCCUACUGUGUACACGAACCCUGGUAUACUUGCGCCCCUGUGCUAGACUCCUUCGUUCUGGAUGGCGUCGCCUUUCUUGCGCAUUGGACCACAUGUAUAUCGGGAGCUCUUUGUUCGGUCCUGUCGCUUAAGGCAUCAUGUUGGCAUCAUGCAUAUCUCCGUGCGUCUCGGUAUUUCCUACCUUGUGCAGGCAACAUUGUCCGGUUACUCAAUCUAUCUCACAUGGCAAAGACUGGG